This is a messenger RNA of Saccostrea cuccullata (small rock oyster), 1742 nucleotides long. RefSeq lists its product as uncharacterized. The record is from RefSeq and is a predicted model, not a curated record. The transcript is spliced from 12 exons. NCBI's taxonomy places the organism in Eukaryota, Metazoa, Mollusca, Bivalvia, Ostreida, Ostreidae. The coding region runs from base 64 to 1692 and encodes 542 amino acids.
AAUAUUACAACAAAUUUCGUAAAAUUAUAAUCUUUUUCGACGGCCGGACACCUCUCAAUCUUCAUGGCCAGUUUCCGGUAUUUCCUUGCUGCAGUGGUAGGUGUCACUAUUUUGGCUGUUGCAGAAGGAUUGCAAUGUCUGCAAUGUACUGGAGUGUCAUUCCCUCAAGACUGCACCACUGUGGUUAACUGUUCAGACCAUUACCGAUGUUUUACAGAUUUCUAUGUGACAGAACAAGGGUUUCUAUAUUACGACUUGGGAUGCCGAAUAGAAGAUACUUGUAGGGUACUAAAUGGCCGGAAACGAGCAGUGACACAGCCUGUCAAGAGGCAGUUUGAAAACCUCCAUCUUUGCGAGGAAUGUUGUACGAAAGAAUUCUGCAAUAGAGAUGGAUGUCCUGACAAAACCGUGAACAUGGUCAACGGCACCGUCUGUUUUAAAUGUUCUGAUGCAGCUAACCCUGGAACAUGUGAAAAAGUGGAUGUCUGUAAUUACGAUGAGACUUGUCUAGCGACAUUGGUCCUUACAGAAUUGUUUCAAGAGCGGUAUCAACUUCGAUGUGAGAAAAAACACGUGUGUCAGGAUUCUGUAGGAGGGCAGUUUCAUGGACAUCCUAAAUCGUUACCUAUUGCUUUCGGUAAGAGACAGUUCCAAUUUCCCCUAACGGAAUGCCAAUACUGCUGUGACGACAACUUUUGUAACAACAAAGAAUGCGUGAAAGGAGCACCUACAACAAAACAGCCCACUACUACAACAACUCAUAAAAUAACAACUCACAGGACAACCCAUCCUUCAACACAUCCUACAACCCACCCAACGACUCAUCCUACACACCCCAAAACACAUGUCCACGUGACCCAUCCCACGACAACAACAGCAAAACCAACUCACAGAACCCAUCCCCCGACCACCACAACUCACAAAACCCACCCAACAACCACCACAACUCAUAGAACCACGCCUAGGACUACCACAACAACCACCCACAAAACAACAACGACGACUCAUAAAACAACAACAACGACUCACAAAACAACAACAACAAAAUUAACGACAACCACAACAAUCCCGGUGUGUGGUCCAAAGGCAGCAGAUAUUGUUUUCGUUUUGGAUGCUUCAGAAAGUCUGAGCCGUGACGAUUUCGAAAUUGAAAAGGAAUUUGUUUACAAUUUCACUAAAAAGUUUAAGAUUGGCCGGGACAAUGUUCAGUUUGGAUGUAUAACUAUUGGGGAUACCGUACGAAAUGACUUUUAUUUAAACACCUAUCAUGAUAGAAAUCAGCUUCUGCAUAAAAUUCAAAGUCUCACGUUCUUGAUGUCUGGAACCAACACAGCAGAGGCUUUGAAAUUUGUGAGGGAAAACGCAUUUUCUCACAGCCAUGGUGGGCGUCAUUCUGCUUCUCGAAUUGUGGUCGUUUUAACCGACGGUAAAUCCAAAGAUACAAACCAAACGAUAGCAGAAGCCAAGCAUUUGCAGCACCAACACACUACUGUCCAUGCGAUCGGGAUCGGAAGUCUGGUAAAUACUCAAGAAUUGGCGGCAAUUGACUCAAAUGGUAAACCUGGCACAGUCAGUGGAUUUGAUGUACUUCAUACAAUGGGAGAUUACCUCAUGGAAAUCGCUUGUCCUGGCAGUCAUACAGGAACACAUGGUGAUUCAGGUGCACAUGGACACCCCGUACUUGUUGGUUAAUCUAAUUUUUCUCAAAUCUUCGAAUAAAUAUGAAAAUUGUAUUUUGUCAA